GUUACGGUGGCUGUUGUAUUCUAAUGUGUGUGAGCUGUUCAGGAUAAUCGGAAUAUUUUUAUUAUCUAAACACUACCGAGAACAACACAUGGCGACAAAGGAUGAUGUGGAGACGAGUGAAAAUGAAAUGCGGAUACAAGAUGACAGUCAAAAUAUAUCACUUGAGCAUUCUGAAAUAAAUACUGUUGAUAAUGUUAAACCCACAGAUCAAGAAACUCAACAGAAUUCUAGAAAGAAAAAGAAAUCUAAUAAUUUAAAAGAAAGUGAUUUGCUCAUGCAAAAAGCUGUACACGUUUUGCAUGAAGAAGAGGAUCAAUACGACGUAUUUGGGAAAUACAUUGCAACUGAACUGAGAAGCCUUUCAUCCGAUUAUUUGCGUAGGAAAUUAAAAAGAAAUUUCAACAAGCCAUAUUAGAAAUAAGUGAGGAAGAAGAUCUACUAAAUUCCGUUAUCUAUACUAAUCUAAGUUCAGUGAGCUCAUAUUCUGCUCCUACUGAACAUUCAGAACAGUCUAGUCAACAGACUUUUCCACAAUCUGUAGCACAGUACUUGUACACAGAAACUGGGAGUAAAUUUGUAAUGUUUUCCUAAAAUUAAAAACUUACUUUCAUAUAUUCGCCUUUCAGUACUUGGAAUAUUGCUCUACAUACUUUCGGAAUAAUUAAACUUAUUGUGCGCUUCGGUAUUCUAAAUAAG
Molecule: messenger RNA, 696 nt
Organism: Acanthoscelides obtectus
Lineage: Eukaryota; Metazoa; Arthropoda; Insecta; Coleoptera; Chrysomelidae
Source: the annotation of a GenBank genome assembly